Messenger RNA from Oryzias melastigma (Indian medaka), 381 nucleotides. RefSeq names its product 40S ribosomal protein S27-like. Lineage: Eukaryota; Metazoa; Chordata; Actinopteri; Beloniformes; Adrianichthyidae. The transcript has a single exon. Gene Ontology annotation, biological process: ribosomal small subunit assembly; translation. The record is from RefSeq and is a predicted model, not a curated record. Gene Ontology annotation, molecular function: RNA binding; structural constituent of ribosome. Gene Ontology annotation, cellular component: cytosolic small ribosomal subunit; ribosome. The coding region runs from base 72 to 326 and encodes 84 amino acids.
CGUGACCAUCGAUAUGAACCCUCCGCUUCCGGUAGCGCUUCCUUUUCGGCAGCGGCUAUUUCCUCGCCAACAUGCCACUUGCAAAAGACUUGUUGCACCCGUCCCCUGAGGAGGAGAAGAGGAGGCACAAGAAGAAGCGCCUGGUCCAGAGUCCCAACUCCUACUUUAUGGACGUGAAAUGUCCAGGAUGCUACAAGAUCACUACGGUGUUCAGUCACGCCCAGACGAUGGUUCUGUGUGUGGGAUGUUCAACGGUCCUCUGCCAGCCCACCGGAGGCAAAGCCCGUCUCACAGAGAGUUGCUCGUUCAGGAGGAAGCAGCAUUAGCGAGUCUCCGCUCUGAACGGGAGAGGGAGGGGCUGGAGCGGUCGAUGUCAGCGAG